UCUCCUUUUGGUUUUUUGAAAUAUUUUUGUUAAACAACAAAUAGUUUCAUUUAAAAAAAAAAAAAAAUCAUCAAAAUGAGGAGGAACUGUAACUUGGAACUUCGUCUUCUUCCUCCUUCUGCAUCUUUCUUAUCUGCAGAUUCAUCGGAGCUGCCUCAGCACCACCAUCGGAACUACUCCAUUAAUAUGAUGGAAGAGUCAAGUGAAAGCCCACCAUCACAUUCACAGCAACAACAGCAACAGCAGCAGCACCAGCAUCAACCGCUUACCAUUUUCUACAAUGGAAAUAUUUGCGUUUGCGAUGUCACAGAGCUCCAGGCAAGAACAAUCCUAUUCUAUGCAAGUAAAGAAGUGGAGGAAAGAUUGAAGACACCGACAGGAAACGACCCGUGCUCACCGAAUGUGCAGUCUCAGAUGAGCAGCCCAACAGCGGGUCUUUCCAUGAAAAGAUCGCUCCAACGCUUUCUUCAGAAGCGUAGGCACCGUGUUCAAGCUACAUCUCCUUACAACCAUCAUUAGCCUUAUUUUAUUUUUAAUUUCAUUUUUUUUUGUUUUUUCGUUUUUUUGUUUUUUGGAUGUUGAUUUAUUGGAGAGAAGAAAAUUGUUCUUUGUAUACAGUAUGUAGGAAUCCUUCUUUAGUAAGCGUGGUGAGAUGUUUUGUGUUUUGUAAAUUAUGUACCGUCCAGGGUAAUUUUAAUUUCUUUUCCUGAACUUUAUUAUACUUCUUUGACUA
Ziziphus jujuba (common jujube) is the source of this 733-nucleotide messenger RNA. RefSeq names its product protein TIFY 5A. The transcript is spliced from 3 exons. Bases 76 to 519 code for a protein of 147 amino acids. NCBI's taxonomy places the organism in Eukaryota, Viridiplantae, Streptophyta, Magnoliopsida, Rosales, Rhamnaceae. The record is from RefSeq and is a predicted model, not a curated record. Gene Ontology annotation, cellular component: nucleus. Gene Ontology annotation, biological process: response to wounding; regulation of defense response; regulation of jasmonic acid mediated signaling pathway.